AGAGAUGUCAACUUCUCAGCUAGGCUUCGCAACAAAACUCAAUUUGAGAGCUGAAGGUCAUCCAGCUGCUGCAAAAUUAGUUAACGAAGUGGUACGUUCACCUCGGCGAGCGAUUUAUUAUCAAAAUGCAUUUCGUAAGGAACGGCACCGCACACGAAAGAUGUCAGGUGAGGAAGCACUUUCAGUAAUGGUAGAGGCCAAGUUAACGAGGCAUCAAUAUAAUAUUAUUAGAGCAAAAGACCCUGAAAGGUUUCCUUCCUACAAAGUAGUGCAAAAUGCAAAAAAAAUGUGCUAUCCGAAAAAAGAAGAAAUGCAUGUGACUGAUAGUUCAGCAGAGGUAACAUUGCAGGCAUUAAUGGAUCAUACUGUAGAUCGUUUGGUUUUGGCUCAAAAAGAAGUUAUACUAACUUUAAAUGAGGAACAACUUCGAAAUUUGUGUUUGAUCUGCAAGUGGGGAUUCGAUGGGAGUUCCGGCCAUAGUUCUUACAAGCAGAACUUUGUUGGAAUGGAAGCUGAUGAUUCCAGUGUUUUUAUAACUUCGGUAGUUCCCAUCCAACUUGUUUGCGAAUGUUCCUCUAAAAAAAUCGUUGUGUGGCAAAAUCCGAGAUCGUCAUCAACCAGAUAUUGUCGCCCAAUAAAAUUCGAAUAUAAAAAGGAAUCUACACAAGUAUCGGAAGCUGAGAAGCAUCGAGUUGAUACUCUAAUUCAGGCUUUAUGUCGUUCUAUAAUUAACAUCGAGGAAAAAGUUGUUGAAGUUUCCCACAAACUGAUUUUUACCAUGGUGGACGGAAAAGUGUGCAAUGCCCUUACAAAUACAACCUCUUCUCAGCGCUGUUAUAUUUGCGGUGCUAGUUCAAAGGACUUCAACGAAAUCGAAAAGCUGUUGUUGAGACCUUACAAUCCGAGUGCAUUGCAGUUUGGAUUGUCCGUACUGCAUUGCUGGAUUCGAUCUUUUGAGUGUCUCUUACAUAUUGCUUAUAGGCUUCCAAUACAAAAAUGGAAAAUUUGUAAGGAAGAUAAGGACAUAGUUGCUGCCAAUAAAGUUCAAAUCCAAAAAAAAUUUAGAAACCAAAUGGGUUUGAUUGUAGAUCAACCCAAGCCAGGUUUUGGAAAUUCCAAUGAUGGCAACACUGCUAGACGUUUUUUUAGCAACGAGGGAGUCGCAUCUGAAAUCCUGGGUGUCGAUAAAUUAUUAAUCGAGAAGAUGCAUUCCAUAUUAGUAGCAAUUUCAAGUGGCUAUGAUAUCCAUAUUGAAAAUUUCAGAGCUUUCACACUUGACACUGCCAAAUAUUUUGUGGACCUUUAUCCAUGGUAUUAUAUGCCUCCUACAGUUCACAAGCUUUUAAUCCACGGCCCUGAUGUCGUUCAUUCUGCGCUUCUUCCAAUAGGUCAAUUGACGGAAGAAGCACAGGAAGCAAGAAAUAAGGAUUUUAAAACAUAUCGUGAACAUUUUUCGAGGAAAUGUUCUAGAAAAAAGUGCAAUGAAGAUGUUUUAAAUUUAUUGCUCAUCACAUCUGACCCCUUAAUAACCAGCUUAAGGCAAAUGCCUAAAAAAACCGUCAGAACAUUACCUAAAGAAGUAUUUGACUUAAUUAUUGCUCCAAAUGUUUUUAAUGAUGAAAACUCUAACAUUCUUAUCAGCGACGAUGAAAUUGAGUCUGACGAAAAUGACUUUUAGUUUAAAUUAAUAUACUUAGAAAUUAAGCAACAAAUGUAAAUAGAAGUGGUUUUUAUGAUUUUUGAAAAAUUGUUUCAGUUAUUUCAUAAAAAAAAACUAUGACAACAAAUUAUUAAAAAAAAAAUGUCCAAGAAUUUCA
Messenger RNA from Eupeodes corollae, 1817 nucleotides. RefSeq lists its product as uncharacterized. The coding region runs from base 5 to 1678 and encodes 557 amino acids. NCBI's taxonomy places the organism in Eukaryota, Metazoa, Arthropoda, Insecta, Diptera, Syrphidae. The record is from RefSeq and is a predicted model, not a curated record. The transcript has 2 exons.